Rubroshorea leprosula is the source of this 975-nucleotide messenger RNA. Lineage: Eukaryota; Viridiplantae; Streptophyta; Magnoliopsida; Malvales; Dipterocarpaceae. The record is from the annotation of a GenBank genome assembly.
GCAAUCUCACUCUUCUUUCUCUACUGUAUGCAUCUUACAAUCCUUUUUAUCCUCUAUAUAUACCCCCCCACACAUGCGACACCUUUCUUCCAUAACUCUCUUGAUUUCUCAAACUCUCUCUUUCUGUCUGUCUCUUAACAUGGCGGAGCUGGAUUACAGGCAAGGUAAUAAACCCAACGCCACAGCAGCCACUACAGGCUUGAAGAUUUUUGGCUUUAAUGUCUCUGAGGAUGAGGAUGUGUUAGAUUCAGGCAAGGCGGCCUCUUCUGGGUCUCCUGAAGAGGCUGCAGGGUUCGGCGCCGCCCCUGGUGACAGAAAAUAUGAGUGCCAGUACUGCUGUCGUGAGUUUGCAAAUUCUCAAGCGUUAGGGGGCCAUCAGAACGCUCAUAAAAAGGAAAGGCAACAGCUAAAGCGCGCUCAGUUACAAGCCUCGCGGAACGCCGUUUCAUUCGCGAGGAACCCAAUGAUUUCUGCUUUCGCUUCGCCGGCGCACCUCCUGCCCCCAGGUCCUCCAGUCCUGAUGCCGGCCGGAGCGGGGCCUUCGUGGGUGUACUUACCUCGCGGAGGACCACCGCCGUUCCACGUGUCCCACGGGUGUGUGAUACCGAGUGUUGGUGGUGGGGGGAGGGGUGCAGCGGGGUUGCCGUAUGGUGGGGGCGUAGGGGAUUCAGGCUUCGGAGUUGGGCUGCCGGUGAUGCAGGGUAGGGCCCACCACGGGCGAGGUGUUGAUGGGCCAUCAUUGAGUAGGUUCUCCAAGGGGGACGGUGGACCCAGUUUUGACGAAGCAUUGGGCUUAGAUUUGCAUCUUAGUCUUGCACCUGCAGGGCCCUGAGUUUGGGUUUUGGUUGCCUAAUUUGACUCAACUCAAAUAAGGGAAUUGAUGUAUCUUUGUACAUUUUCUAAUUUAUUUAUUUAUUUUUUUCAAGGAGGUGAUUGAUUUCACUUUGCAGAAACCUGCCUCUUAAUUACUACAUC